AUGAAAUCAGUGGAGGACCAAGUUGUGGAAGAUGAGGCAGGGUAUCAGGAUGACGAGGAAUCUUUCUUCCAAGAUAUUGAACUCCUUCAGAAAUAUGGCAUUAAUAUGGCAGAUAUCAAAAAAUUGAAAUCAGUGGGAAUUUGUACGAUAAAAGGGAUCCAGAUGACCACACGCCGUGCCCUCAGCAAUGUUAAGGGUUUAUCUGAAGCCAAAGUGGAGAAAAUCAAGGAAGCUGCUGGGAAGUUGCUGAUGACUGGAUUUCAGACAGCUUCAGAAUACAGUAUGAAAAGGAAACAAGUGUUCCACGUCACAACAGGCAGUUUGGAGUUUGAUAAACUUCUUGGAGGAGGAGUAGAGAGUAUGGCAAUCACUGAGGCUUUUGGAGAGUUCAGAACCGGAAAGACACAACUCUCUCACACACUGUGUGUUACAGCUCAGUUGCCUGGUGAGAAUGGAUAUACUGGAGGGAAGGUCAUCUUCAUUGAUUCGGAAAAUACCUUUCGCCCAGACAGGCUAAAGGACAUUGCAAACAGGUUCAGUGUGGAUCAUGAAGCAGUCCUUGAUAAUGUGCUGUAUGCCCGUGCCUAUACCAGUGAACAUCAGAUGGAGCUAUUAGACUUUGUAGCAGCCAAAUUUCAUGAGGAGGGAGGUAUCUUCAAGCUCUUGAUCGUAGACUCCAUCAUGGCUCUGUUCCGAGUGGAUUUCUCAGGAAGAGGAGAACUUGCAGAGAGACAGCAGAAGCUGGCACAGAUGCUUUCCAGGCUGCAAAAGAUUUCAGAAGAGUACAAUGUUGCAGUGUUUGUCACGAAUCAGAUGACAGCAGAUCCAGGAGCUGGGAUGACAUUUCAAGCAGAUCCCAAAAAGCCCAUUGGAGGCCACAUACUGGCGCAUGCCUCCACCACACGCAUAAGUUUGAGGAAAGGACGUGGCGAAAUGAGAAUUGCCAAAAUAUUUGAUAGCCCUGACAUGCCAGAAAAUGAAGCUACCUUUGCCAUUACUGCUGGAGGAGUGGCAGAUGCAAAAGAGUAA
Messenger RNA from Neoarius graeffei (lesser salmon catfish), 1029 nucleotides. It is a transcript of the gene dmc1, whose product is annotated as DNA meiotic recombinase 1. Gene Ontology annotation, biological process: DNA repair; DNA strand invasion; mitotic recombination. Gene Ontology annotation, cellular component: condensed nuclear chromosome; nucleus. The record is from RefSeq and is a predicted model, not a curated record. The transcript has 13 exons. Gene Ontology annotation, molecular function: ATP binding; double-stranded DNA binding; ATP-dependent DNA damage sensor activity. Bases 1 to 1029 code for a protein of 342 amino acids. Lineage: Eukaryota; Metazoa; Chordata; Actinopteri; Siluriformes; Ariidae.